This is a messenger RNA of Helianthus annuus (common sunflower), 816 nucleotides long. RefSeq lists its product as uncharacterized. Lineage: Eukaryota; Viridiplantae; Streptophyta; Magnoliopsida; Asterales; Asteraceae. The transcript is spliced from 3 exons. The record is from RefSeq and is a predicted model, not a curated record. Bases 53 to 649 code for a protein of 198 amino acids.
CUCAACAUUCCCACUGAUCAAAUUAUCAAAUACCCAAUUUGCAUUCUGGUCAAUGGCAAAUCAGGUGGAAGAAUCUUCUUCAACGCAACAGUUGCCUCUACUAUCUCUCAAUCACGUCUCAUUUAUCUGUAGAUCUGUUCGUACAUCCGUCAAGUUCUACACCGACGUUCUUGGAUUCGUUCUCAUUCGAAGACCUUCGUCUUUUGAUUUCGAAGGCGCUUGGUUGUUCAACCAUGGAAUUGGAAUCCAUUUGUUAGAAAUGGAGUCAACUCCAGCAAAGAAAGCAGUGAUCAAUCCCAAAGACAACCACAUUUCGUUUCAAUGCACAAAUAUGGAUCUCAUAAUCAAGAAACUUAAGGAAAUGGGAAUCGAAUAUGUGACCGCGGUUGUAAAAGAAGGGGGUGUGGAGGUGAACCAGCUCUUCUUCCAUGAUCCAGAUGGUUACAUGAUUGAGAUAUGCAAUUGCCAUGUUCUCCCUGUGCUUCCCAUCUCCUCAUGCCCCCUCAAGAAGAGCGCGCCCGUUCCACAAGUCAACCGCGUCGAAUCCUCCUUCUACGAUGAAACAAGAUCCAAGAAUUACUUUUGUGGAGAAGAUGAGUGCUUAUUGAUGGACAAUUUCUUGAUAGAUAUGAUGGGUAUCUCUUUCUAAGGUAAAUUUAUGGGAGUUGAAUUGAUGCUUGUUUAGUCUACCAUGGCCUUUAGUGGAUUUUUGUAUUAGGUGUAUCUUUAAAUUGUAUGUAAUUGUAUAAUAAAAGUGAAAGAAUAACCAAAGAGGUACUCAAGAUUACAUGGAUUCAAUAAUGCUCUUCAAGUUUA